GUUACCUCCGUUACGUCAUCACGCAGCGUAAACAACACCCUCCUGCAGCCUGCAGCGUGACAGCUGAGAUGACAGCAGAUAAAGUCUAAAGUGUUUGUUCUGUUUGUUAGUUUCUACUCUAACUGGAUUAAAUGAGCAUUAAACAGAAACUCUUCAACAUCACAUCAUUGAAUCAAAGAGGAGAUCCGUGAUUUACAGAUAUGGGGGCCCUGAUAUCCAGAUGGAAGACAAAGCCAACCACAGUUGAGCAGCUGGAGAACAUUGAUAAGGAGAUUAAAGACCUGGAGGAGUUCAGAGCCAAAAAUCAACGUCUGCAAAAGCUGUGGGUCGGCAGGUUGCUUCUCUAUUCGUCAGUCCUGUACCUGUUGACCUCUCUGGUCGUGUACUGUCUCUACCUACCUGAACAAUGGCUGUGGAGAAUAGCCAUGGCACUGCCUUUCUUCAUUUACCCAGUGCUAGUGUGGCUCAUCAGGAGGUUGUUGGUCUUCCUCUUUUCCAAACGAACUGAGAGAAACAAUGAUAAACUGGAAGAUUUAAAGGUUUCCAAAAAAAAGAUUCUGGAGGAAGUGAUGGAAACAGAGACGUACAAAAACGCCAAACUCAUCCUGGAACGCUUUGAUCCCGAAGCUAAGAAGAAAGCUGAGCUAGAGUCGACUCCGGUGCGUCCUCAGAUGACUCCCAGGCCAGGACAAGAGAUUCGACAGAGAGGGAUGCCAAUGAGACCCAUGCCGAUGGGCACCCCGGGUGCAAUGGCAAUGACUCCCCAACCUGGAGCACGGCCCCUUUUGGGACCAGGGGGCACACCUGUGGCACCUGUCCCUCUUACAGCUCCAGGAGGACCGCCGGAGAGAUCUGCUCUGUCUGCCUCCGUCCUCCAUGGGGCAUCACCCAGGACGCCCUGCUCUCCUAUACCAGGAGUAGGCAUGCACCCACCAGGUCCUCCAUUAGCAAGACCCAUUCUGCCCAAAGACAGGGGAGCCGUGGACCGAGUCAUCGAAUACCUGGUAGGGGACGGACCCCAGAACAGAUACGCUUUGGUCUGCCAGCAGUGUUUCUCUCAUAACGGCAUGGCUCUGAAAGAAGAGUUUGAAUAUCUAGCGUUCCGUUGUGCGUAUUGCUACUUCCUGAAUCCGGCCAGGAAGACGCGCCCUCAGGCUCCCAGGCUUCCAGAGUUCAGCUACGAGAGGAGGCUGCGAUCAGAAUCGCGUUCCCCUGGACCAGUGCCGCGUUCCCCUGGACCAGCGCCGCGUUCUGGGACGGACACAGGGGAGAGUGCACCCCCCUCUGGAGCUAAGGCUCCGGCUCCGUGGAAUUUGGUGCACAGUUUCCAGAUCCAGCAGAGUCCAAAGAACCCUCAGACCCGACCUCUGCAGAGUCCAGAUGAGAGAGAGUUUGGGGAAGAGGAAGGACCCACUAAAGAAGUAGAGAGUGAGAGCCAAUCAGAGGAGCAGCCGCAGCAGCAGCCGCAGCAGCAGCAGCAGCAGAAGGAGGAAGAGGAGGAAGUGGUUCAGGAGGAGGAAGAGGUGGAAUCAGAGCAGAGUCACGGCGCCCCCCGUGAGACGGAGUCUCAGCCCUCGUAGCUGCAGAGAGUCCAGAACAGGACCAGAGACGUUGGAUCAUUCGCUCCAAACAGAAGGUGGCCGUGAUAGAUGGGUGGCAUUUUAAAGCAAUAUAGAUGGACAAGGAUUGUAGUUUAAUGAUAUUGUUCUUCCUUACAACCAAAAACUACAUCAACCACACUCGUGUUUCAGUUUCAGGAGUCUACAUUUUUCACCGUCAAGACCACUGUCGAUUAUUUUCUAGAUGAAUCGAUCAGUUGUUUGGUCGAUAAAAUGGUGAAAAAUGUCGCUCAAUGUUUCCCUAAAGCCCAAGAUGACGUCCUCAAAUGUCUUGUUUUGUCCACAACUCAAAGAUAUUCAGUUUACUGUCAUAGAGGAGGAAAGAAACCAGAACAUAUUCAUAUUUAAGAAGCUGGAGUCAGAGAAUUUAGCUCUCAAAAACGUACUGCAUUGUGUUCAUCAUAUAAUUGUAAAAUUGUCCAGCGAUAUUGCCUAAAAUGAUGCCGACAUAUCACAGCCAGCAACAGUUCUGUUGGUUCAGUGGGAAGGUGUCAGAUUGAUGAUUGUAGUUUGAAUCCUAACGCUGGUUCUCCAUGGAGCAGUUGGCUGUAAUGAUAACGCUCUACUAUACGUGGUGACUGACUGAGGUCAUUUUUCAGUAUUCUAUAAUUUACACUAUAAGGUUCUUUUAGGUUUGGAGCAGUUGGCCGGCUGCUGUGUGAGUCGUUAAUGACAAGUUGUGAUUUUAGGUAGAACUGCUGGUUCACAGCGAGUUUGUCCUCAGAUGAAGCAAAAACUAAAACUUGAAUCUGAAUUCUCUCUUUGAUUCCGACUCCACUCAGCGUGGUGUCGGUAUAUUCUGCUGAAUAUCACAGUUUAUUAUGAUUAGGGAUGCAUUUCCAGCCAAUACCAAUAAUUAUCUGUUUCUCAUGGCCGAUAAAAUAACCGAUAAAUUCACACUUUUAUAUAUCGAACAGAAGUUCAUAAUCUGUUGUUUAUUAUGCACAUCUGAAGGUGAGCAAAGAUAUUUAAUAUUUCAUAGCUCUGACUGACAUCACUGUAGUUAACAACAAAAACAAAGAGCAGCUCUGACUCUGCAAAUGUUCAUUUAUUUAUUCUUCUUCUUCUUCACAAACUAACUUUAAAGGUGCACACCGCCACCUUCUGGUGUAGAUGCUGCAUUUGUUAAGUCCAUAAAAGCAGUUUGGCUUCGUAUUAUCAGCC
This is a messenger RNA of Sebastes umbrosus (honeycomb rockfish), 2783 nucleotides long. It is a transcript of the gene lnpkb, whose product is annotated as lunapark, ER junction formation factor. NCBI's taxonomy places the organism in Eukaryota, Metazoa, Chordata, Actinopteri, Perciformes, Sebastidae. Gene Ontology annotation, cellular component: endoplasmic reticulum tubular network. The record is from RefSeq and is a predicted model, not a curated record. Gene Ontology annotation, biological process: endoplasmic reticulum tubular network organization. The transcript has 16 exons. Bases 201 to 1580 code for a protein of 459 amino acids.